Cordyceps militaris CM01 is the source of this 486-nucleotide messenger RNA. RefSeq names its product carbonic anhydrase, putative. The coding region runs from base 1 to 486 and encodes 161 amino acids. The record is from RefSeq and is a predicted model, not a curated record. The transcript is spliced from 3 exons. NCBI's taxonomy places the organism in Eukaryota, Fungi, Ascomycota, Sordariomycetes, Hypocreales, Cordycipitaceae. Gene Ontology annotation, molecular function: zinc ion binding; carbonate dehydratase activity.
AUGUCUGUCGCCGCCGAGUUUGAAGCUGCGAACAAGCAGUACGCUGCGCAAUUCACCAAAGGCGACCUGCCCCUUCCUCCCGGCCGAAAAGUCACCAUCGUCACUUGCAUGGACGCCCGCAUCGACCCCGCCCGCGCUCUCGGUCUCAGCGAGGGCGACGCGCACGUCAUCCGCAACGCCGGCGGGCGCGCCUCCGAAGCUCUCCGUUCCGUCGUCAUUUCCCAGCAACUCCUCGGAACCCGCGAGAUUGUCCUCAUCCACCACACCGACUGCGGCAUGUUGACGUUUACCGACGACGGCCUGCGCAGCAAGCUCCGGACCGAGCUCGAGGAAAACGCCGACCACGUCUCGUUUUUGCCUUUUGCCAACCUGAGGCAGAGCGUCGUCGACGACGUGGCGCUGCUGCAAAAGUCGGGCCUCGUGCUCGACGUGCCCGUCACCGGCUACAUCUACGACGUCAAGACGGGCACGAUUGACAAGGUGUAA